AUGCCGAAGGACGCGGUGGUCAUCGUUCGCUACGGGCCAUACAGGGCAGUCGGCCUGUCUGUGGAGUACCGCACCUUCCGCCUAGAAGGCCUGCAAGCUGUGUUGACCAGAGAUGGACACAAAGUCAUCCUAGAGAAGAUAGAAGACUGGAAUGUGGUAGAACUCAUGGUGAACAAAGAAAUUGUCUUCCACUGUAACAUCAAAGACUUGGAGUUUGGAGGUGAUGGUAAACUAGACCCGCUGUGUGAAGAGGCCAGGAUAGCCGUCCUAAAUGCCUACUGA
This is a messenger RNA of Neomonachus schauinslandi (Hawaiian monk seal), 282 nucleotides long. It is a transcript of the gene C6H10orf53, whose product is annotated as chromosome 6 C10orf53 homolog. The record is from RefSeq and is a predicted model, not a curated record. The transcript is spliced from 3 exons. Lineage: Eukaryota; Metazoa; Chordata; Mammalia; Carnivora; Phocidae. Bases 1 to 282 code for a protein of 93 amino acids.